GCGAUGUAAGAAGGGAAAUCAUGGAAGCAGCAGAGUACUUCGCGUCCUGCCAGACUCAGCGGCGGAUCGUCCAAAUUGUGCACAGCUCUGGAAGAUUCGCCCGUAAAGCACGACCGUGCGUGUUCCCUGCGAGCAUAUAAAAGAGAGGCUGAAUCGCUUGUGAGAGCCAGUCCUCGGGUAGCAUCCGUUGAUUACUCUUACCUGCCCUCAGCCCCUACCCCAGGUCGUGAUGCGUCUCUCCAACGUCCUCAGCUCGGUCCUCGCCGGUGCGACUGCCCUGCAAAGCGUAGCAGCCUUGCCUCAGGAUCUGUGGUCGAGGGACACAGCUGCCGCCACCGCUGCUAGCUUUACCGUCAGUCCCAAGGUAUUCAUCAUCAGUAUGUUCACGCCGGAGGCUGAGACAUGGUACGGCAUUCCAGAGUUCGAUCUUCUGGCUAUCAACAUCACGGUUCCUGGCCUGUCCAUGCUCUUCCCCGACGUUCACUGCACCGACGAUGGUGAGAUCUGCCAGCUUACCACUGGUGAAGGCGAGAUCAAUGCUGCAACGACGAUCGCCUCGCUCGUCGUGUCCCCGCACUUCAAUCUGACGCAGACGUACUUUAUGAUCGCCGGCAUCGGCGGCGUGAGCCCCGAGGUCGCCACGCUCGGCUCGGUGACCUUCGCGCGUUUUGCGGUCCAGGUCGCGCUGCAGGACGAGUUCGACGCGCGCGAGAUCCCGGAAAACUUCAGCACCGGCUACGUUCCGUUCGGGACCACGGCGCCGGGGCAGUACCCCACGUCCAUCUACGGUACUGAGGUGUUUGAAGUCAACGCGGCUCUGCGCGACAGGGCAAUUGAACUGGCCAGCACUGCGACACUGAACGACACGGAUGCAGCGGCAGCCUACCGCGCCAAUUACGCCGCAGAUCCCGAAUACGCCGCGGGCGCGAGCGGACCGACGAUCGUCCCCUGCGACGUCGCCACCGCAGACGUGUACUACUCUGGCAUCCUGCUCUCGGAGGCUUUCGCCAACACGACGACACUGCUGACGAACGGUACGGGGAAGUACUGCUCGAGCGCGCAGGAGGACAACGCGAGCCUCGAGGCGUUCCUCCGCGCGGCGAUGCAUCAUCUCGUCGACUUUGCCCGGAUCAUCGUCAUGCGCACGGGCAGCGACUUCGACAGGCAGUAUCCCGGCGAGACGGCCACGCAGCACCUGCUGUAUGACCACCAGAAUGGACACAUACCAUCUGUUACGAACAUCUACUUGGCUGGCGUGAAGAUCGUGCAGGGCAUCGUGAAUGACUGGGAUAAGACCUACGCGGCGGGCAUCACCCCGACGAACUACGUCGGGGACAUCUUCGGGACUUUGGGUGGUACGCCCGACUUCGGGCCGUACGCUUCAGGCGCCCCCGCUACCAAGAGGAGCAUCCAGGCGAGGCGCCGACCGAUGUGAAAAGAUGGUCUGCCAUGGCCGAGGGCUCUGUGGCGGAUCAUAC
Messenger RNA from Rhodofomes roseus, 1478 nucleotides. RefSeq names its product purine nucleoside permease. NCBI's taxonomy places the organism in Eukaryota, Fungi, Basidiomycota, Agaricomycetes, Polyporales, Fomitopsidaceae. The record is from RefSeq and is a predicted model, not a curated record. Bases 230 to 1435 code for a protein of 401 amino acids. Gene Ontology annotation, biological process: transmembrane transport. The transcript is spliced from 5 exons. Gene Ontology annotation, cellular component: endoplasmic reticulum.